Messenger RNA from Chenopodium quinoa (quinoa), 948 nucleotides. RefSeq lists its product as uncharacterized. Lineage: Eukaryota; Viridiplantae; Streptophyta; Magnoliopsida; Caryophyllales; Amaranthaceae. The transcript has 2 exons. The record is from RefSeq and is a predicted model, not a curated record. Bases 1 to 948 code for a protein of 315 amino acids.
AUGGAGUAUGUGCAGAGGAUAAGAAGAGUAGAGGCGGAGAUUGCACUGAAGAAGAUGAAGCCUAAGAAGGCAGUUGGCCCUGAUGGUAUACUGAUGGAGGUGUGGAGGUGUUUAGGUGAGAUUGGUAUUGAUUGGUCAAUAGACCUCUUUAACAAGAUAUGGAGUGCUACAAGGAUCCCACAAGAUUGGAGGGAGAGCACCUUGGUCCCGAUUUAUGAAAACAAAGGAGACGCUCAAGAUUGUUCUAACUAUGGAGGGAUCAAGCUUAUGAGCCACACUAUGAAGUUGUGGGAAAGAGUGAUUGAACAUAUGUUAAGGGCAUACACAAGCAUUUCGGAUAACCAAUUUGGUUUUAUACAUAGGAGAUCUACUAUGGAAGUAAUCCAUUUGGUAGGACAAAUGAUGGAGUUUUAUCGGGUAAAGAAGAAGGAUAUUCGUAUGGUCUUUAUUGAUUUGGAGAAGGCAUAUGACAAGGUGUCAAGAGAGGUACUUCGGUGGGCUAUGUUAAAGAAAGGGUCUGCAUUAAGCCCUUUUCUUUUUGCAACGUUUCUAAAUGGAGUAACUAGACCAAUUCAAGAUGAGGUUCCAUGGUGUAUGUUGUUUACGAAUGAUAUCAUUUUGGUGGAUGAAACUAAUGAUGGGGUUAAUGCCAAGUUAGAGCAAUGGAGGCAAAGGUUGGAAUCUAGAGGGUUUAAGCUAAGUCGGAUUAAGAUUGAAUAUUUGGUAUGUCGCUUUGGUACUCAGAGGGGGAUAAGUGAUGAAGUAGUGAAUUUGGAUAGAAAGGAAUUAACCAUGAGUGAAUGUUUUAAGUAUCUUGGGUCGAUCAUCCAGAAAAAUGGUGACAUUGAUCAAGACGUGGCCCACAGGAUUAAGUCGGGGUGGCUUAAAGGGAGAGCGACCACGGGAGUGUCAUGUGACCAAAGCAUUCCCUUACAGUUGAAGAGAUAA